GCGCGACUUCCGCUUCCGGCCGCCGCCGCCGCCGCCGCCGCUGGUGCUGCUGCUGGUGUGGCCGCGGGCUGGCGGCUGGCGCUCCGCUCGCCCCCCCGGCCUCGCCGCCUGGUCUGGCCGCUCCCCGCGGGCGCCCCGACCCCCCUCCCGGCGAUGGUGCCGCCCGAGGGCGCGUCCGUCCCCCGCCGCCGCUGACCCCGGCCCCCCCGCCCCAUGGCCGCCUCGGCGCCGCCCCCACCGGACAAGCUGGAGGGAGGUGGCGGCCCCGCACCGCCCCCUGCGCCGCCCGGCACCGGGAGGAAGCAGGGCAAGGCCGGUCUGCAGAUGAAGAGCCCGGAGAAGAAGCGAAGGAAGUCAAACACUCAGGGCCCUGCAUACUCACAUCUGACGGAGUUUGCGCCACCCCCGACUCCCAUGGUGGAUCACCUGGUUGCAUCCAACCCUUUCGAGGAUGACUUCGGAGCCCCUAAGGUGGGGGGCGCGGCCCCUCCGUUCCUUGGCAGUCCUGUCCCCUUUGGAGGCUUCCGUGUACAGGGGGGCAUGGCAGGCCAGGUACCUCCAGGCUACAGCACUGGGGGUGGAGGGGGCCCCCAGCCCCUUCGUCGACAGCCCCCCCCUUUUCCUCCCAACCCUAUGGGCCCUGCUUUCAACAUGCCCCCCCAGGGCCCCGGCUACCCACCCCCAGGCAACAUGAACUUUCCUAGCCAACCCUUCAACCAGCCUCUGGGUCAGAACUUCAGCCCUCCUGGUGGGCAGAUGAUGCCAGGCCCGGUGGGGGGAUUUGGCCCCAUGAUCUCACCCACCAUGGGACAACCUCCCAGAGGGGAGCUGGGCCCCCCUUCUCUCCCCCAACGCUUUGCCCAGCCGGGAGUACCUUUUGGCCCUUCUCCUCUCCAGAGACCUGGUCAGGGGCUCCCCAGCCUGCCCCCCAACACAAGUCCCUUCCCUGGCCCGGACCCUGGCUUUCCUGGCCCUGGUGGUGAGGAUGGGGGAAAGCCCCUGAACCCACCCGCUCCCACUGCUUUUCCCCAGGAGCCUCACUCAGGCUCCCCAGCCGCUGCUGUUAAUGGGAAUCAGCCCAGUUUCCCCCCAAACAGCAGUGGGCGGGGUGGGGGAACUCCAGAUGCCAACAGCCUGGCACCCCCCAGCAAGGCGGGUGGGGGCUCAGGGCCUCAGCCUCCCCCAGGCCUGGUGUACCCGUGUGGCGCCUGUCGCAGUGAGGUGAACGAUGACCAGGACGCCAUCCUGUGUGAGGCCUCCUGCCAGAAGUGGUUCCACCGUGAGUGUACGGGCAUGACCGAGAGCGCGUACGGGCUGCUGACCACCGAGGCCUCCGCCGUCUGGGCUUGCGAUCUCUGCCUCAAGACCAAGGAGAUCCAGUCUGUGUACAUCCGUGAGGGCGUGGGGCAGCUGGUGGCUGCUAACGAUGGGUGAUGCCGACCAGGGGGAUGGUUUCCACUGGCUUCCCGUCCCCAUGGGGCAGAAACACAGUGGUUCCUGGGGGCAGAGAAGGAACUGAGGUGGGCAGGCAGAAGAGCCUGGAUUGCUCACUUUUCUGGAAACUUACACGUACACGAUGAGAUCAACAGAUCCAGGGAACCAAAGCCCUGCCGAGCAUUGUGGUGGCUCCAGUCCCCGAAGGCCGAGGGGUGUGGCUGCAGGAGAAGAGAGGCUGGAGGAAGAUCUGGAGGGCGGGGGUCUCCUCGGGCAGACGAUGGAUGCCCCAGCACCUGUGCCUGACACUCCUAGCUCGUCCCACGGCUGCAGCCUUAGUGUGUGGAGUGGCCAGAGGAGUUGGGGUCCCAUCCCGGCAGUAGCCUUUUCAUGGGCUUUAGGAGACAGCUUUAGGGAAUAAAUGGGGAAUUUUCCUUUUUCUCACCCUCCCCUUGCCUCCUCCUAAGACCUACCCAAGUGCUACCCCUUCAGAGAACCAAAUAGCUUGAAGAAGCAGGAGAGCUUUUGGCUGGGGCAGUUUCUUGGUGAUUUGGGGCUUCAAGACUGUGGGUAAGAGAUGAUGUCCGGACAUGUGUCCCUCAUACCAAAGCCGCUGGCCCUUUCUCAACCUCUCUUGGGCUUGUCUCCUAAUGACCAUAUUUUUGCCAAAAAUUGGGAUAUGCGGUCUGACAGACCGGGAUAUUUGAAGUUCAGACUGUCCUGGAACGUGGACUCUGCUCGCAUGGCCCUCCCUGCCUCGCCCGUUUGUUGCACGGUCCUGUCCGCGGUGGUCUAGAGCUUUUGGCCCCUGUAUUCCUCUGCCUCCUUGGCUCGAUUGAAGGAAAGCCUGGAAAGGCACAGAACCCUUAUACCUCAUCUCCUGAUCGAAGGAUCCCUGUCCCAGCCCGUGGGGGAGGGAGGUAGCGGGACGGCCAUUGCUGUGGUCCUGAGAUGCAGUCCAGGGUCUGGGUGUGUUUUGCUUCUCUUUCCCUGCCCUUCUGUGUAUCUUGGGCCGGGUGAUUAGCAGUUUUUCCUCUCAGCCAGAGGCCUGCACUGGGCUUUAUGUGUUCAUAUUUUAUUUUUCAGGCACUGCCUGCCAGAGAUGGGCCCAGGGCCUGGUAGGAGCCCCGCACUGCAGCUCAAGCACACAUUCCUCAGUGGGGUGGGGAAGGCAGGCAUAGGCGUGGCCCAGAGGAGCUGGUGGUCCCCUGGCCGCUUCUCUGGGGACCCUAGCCUGUGAAGACUUAGCAAAUGUACUGCAGAGCGCAUUUGCCUGCCCAGGUGGGGCAGCGGCUUGAGGCUGUGGGAAAGAAGGGAGGGGGUUCAGGGCUUCUCUCUUCCAGUGUCCAGCCCACUCCCCCCCCCAGCUUUGUGCUGUGUUUGUGGUUCUGUUGCCCCUCUUUUAUCUGUUGAUAUUUUUGUGAUGUCUUCCUCCCCUGCCCCCAUCUCUGCCUUUUUUAAGUGGCUCCUGGGGGAGGGGUCUGCUCAAUCCUUCUCUCUCUCUCCCCACAACUUUUUGGAAGAAAAUGGGGGUGGCAGAGAUGUGGUGGGGGUCUUUUGUACGGUUGGCUUAAUAAAAGGACUUGAA
Messenger RNA from Neomonachus schauinslandi (Hawaiian monk seal), 3022 nucleotides. RefSeq names its product pygopus family PHD finger 2 (gene PYGO2). Gene Ontology annotation, biological process: spermatid nucleus differentiation; kidney development. NCBI's taxonomy places the organism in Eukaryota, Metazoa, Chordata, Mammalia, Carnivora, Phocidae. The transcript is spliced from 3 exons. The coding region runs from base 214 to 1434 and encodes 406 amino acids. The record is from RefSeq and is a predicted model, not a curated record.